AUGCCUACCAAACUGUACUUCAUGGUCGGGAAACUGUUCGCUUACCUUGUGCGACUGAAGCGCUUGACCCGAACUCACCACAAUAUUACCAAGAUCUUAUUUCAUGGUCUGCAAUUGGUGCACGUACAACGGAAAGCCAAACGCAUCGUGAAAUGUCUUCUGGUCUUUCUUCACCUUUUCUUGGGUUUAAAUAACGAAGGCCAAGUUUCAGUGAUUCGUACCAGCGGUAACCCUUAUGCACACGUUGUAUUACGUGGUGGUAAUGGUAAGCCGAACUAUGAUGCGGGCUCUGUUGCUGAAGCGGAAAAUGCGUUAGCAAAAGCCAAAGUCAGCAAUAAAAUCAUGAUUGAUACCAGUCAUGCCAACUCAAAUAAAGAUCCGUAUUUACAACCGCUUGUGUUGAAAAAUAUCACUGAACAGAUCUUAGAUGGCAAUAAAUCUAUUGUCGGCAUUAUGGUUGAAAGCCAUAUCAAAGGUGGACGCCAAGAUAUUCCUGAAAAUCUGGCUGAUUUAGAAUAUGGUAAAUCCGUGACUGAUGGUUGUAUCGAUUGGGAAACCACUGAAAAAGCGCUUCUGGAAAUGGAUGCAGCUUUAAAAGAAAUUUUACCAAAUCGUUAA
Molecule: messenger RNA, 618 nt
Organism: Oppiella nova
Lineage: Eukaryota; Metazoa; Arthropoda; Arachnida; Sarcoptiformes; Oppiidae
Source: the annotation of a GenBank genome assembly